AUGCCAAAUCAUUCAACCGAUUCAUGUCAAAAUCACGCUAGCUUGUUCAAACGCAAUCCAUCCAGGAUUUCCACCAUUCCUGAACAGCCUCACAUUAGAAAAUUGAGGUUGGCGGACAAUGAUUUCUUGACACCACGACCAGUCGAUUUAAUCAUUGGAGCGGAUUUCUACGGAAGGAUCAUCAAGCCAAAUAUCAUCAAGGGCUCACCAACAACACCAAUUGCUCAACUUUCCAUUUUUGGAUGGCUCGUCAUUGGCCCAGUCAACGAAUCACAUUCAACCACUCAUUAUUCACACUUUGCAGUUGCUCAAGACGACCAGAGCAAUCUGCAAGAGCUGCUCACCAAAUUCUGGGUUCAAGAGGAAUCACCAAUGGACACUCCAAGCACGCUCACUCCGGAGGAAGAAGAAUGCGAAUCACAUUUCUGUGCGACUCACACUCGUGAUCACACUGGAAGGUACAUCGUUCGCAUUCCACUCAAGGCACCAGCAUCGCUCAUAGGCAAUUCACACAAGAUUGCUCAAAGAUGUCUACAAAGCACGUUGCGACGACUCUCCAAGGAUUCAACAUACAACCAGCUCUACGUCGAGUUCAUGAAAGAGUACGAAGAAUUGGGACACAUG
Molecule: messenger RNA, 624 nt
Organism: Osmia bicornis bicornis
Lineage: Eukaryota; Metazoa; Arthropoda; Insecta; Hymenoptera; Megachilidae
Exons: 2
Source: RefSeq, a predicted model, not a curated record